ACACACACACACACUCUGUUGGUGGUGGUGGGCGUGGCCGUCUCCUCCACCAGACGGACCUCACCAGAGCGGAGCAGCUCCCUUUCUUCCUCCUCCUCCUCCUCCGCUUUUCCCCUCCUCCUGCUCCGUCCCCGGGCCGCGGCCGGCAGAUAUUUCUCCCCAACCGAUCCGAAUCCCGCUCGCCGCCCGAUCCCGCUGCCCCCGUGCUCCGCGGCCCGGUCCGGAGACCCCGAAAAAUCCGCCCUUUUCCCCUCCUCCUCUUCUUCUUCUUCUUCUUGAUUCGGAGAUCUCCUCUCCGUCCCCUCUCCCUCCCUCCCUCCCUCCCACCCUCUCUCUCCCUCCCCCGGCCGAGCGAUGAUGGCGUCCUAGCUAGUUGUCUAGCUGGCCGCGAUGAGGAGGGCCGGCGGCAAGGACGGCGGGGAGGACAAGGUCAUGGGCCCGCUCUUCCCCAGGCUCCACGUCAACGACACCACGCUCAAGGGCGGCGGCCCGCGCGCGCCGCCCCGCAACAAGAUGGCCCUCUACGAGCGGUUCAGCGUCCCCUCCCAGCGCUUCGCCGCCAACGCCGCCAACACCGCCCCAGCCGCCGCCCACCGCCCCGCCGCCAGCUACGCCGCGGUCUCCUCCGCCUCCGCCGGACAGAUUGGUGGGAUCGACAGACCUCUCUUUCCAUCAUUUUGUGUGCCUUCAAACAAACCUGUGCGUUUGCCCGAACACAUCAAGACCAACUCGAGUGGGCGGGAUGGCCAUGCUACAUCUGGGAGGCUUUCCACCCUGCUUAAGAGCAAGGACGCCUAUGCUGCAGGAUCGACUGCUGAGUGUAGUAGUUCACAGCGUAGAGACAAUAACAGCAACAACAACAACAACACGAAGAAUUCUUCUGGGAAGAAGUUGACUCACGAUGAUGAUUUUACGGUUCCUUCUGUCUUCUGCUCUGGAGUGCGCCCUCGCUCCAACCAUGAGGAAGUGAGGAUCCAAGAGAAUUCCACACCCUUCCCAGCUACAAGUCCGUAUAAGAGUGGGCCUACGCUGUCCAAACCAACUGCAAAAUUUCCCAACACCGACAAGAGGUACCUGGAAGGAAGGAACGCGUCGGACACGAGAUCAAUGGACUCUCCAAGUAUUAUCAGGGACAAAGCACCAGCAAACACAACGACAAACUUUUUGGAAGCUGAAGAGAGGACUUCAUCAUUUCAAUUUUCUGCAGAGAAGACAAUGGGUAAAAGAGACGACAAAGGCUCUUCGUAUAGUAGGGUAAAAGAGACGAGCAGUAUAAAUGUUUCUGAUAAGCAACAUUCCCGAAACGAGGGGCAUCAGGCUAGAACAAGGAAUGAGAAUGCUGCUGAGUCUCAGAAUGCUCCAAAGGCUGGAAAUGGGCCAUACUCUACUGACAUCGCAUGCAACGGCGCUUCUAAACUGUCGGAGAAAGGCCUAAGAGAGACUGGUGAAAAGAGAAAAAGAUCAACCGGACAUCACGAUGUGCAGAGGGAUGAUUCCUCGGAUUCCUCUGUGGAAUCUCUGCCAGAUCUGGAGAUCUCUCCAGAUGAUGUUGUCGGUGCUAUUGGUCCAAAGCAUUUCUGGAAAGCAAGAAGAGCUAUCGUCAAUCAGCAGCGGGUUUUUGCUGUCCAAGUGUUCGAGCUGCAUCGACUGAUCAAAGUGCAGAAGUUGAUUGCAGCAUCUCCACACCUACUUAUUGAAGGGGAUCCGUGCCUUGGCAGUGCCCUGGUGACAAGCAAGAAGAAGACGGCUGCAGCCAAUGUGGAAAAGCAGCUUCUAUCAGCUAAAAGCAAAGACGACGAUGAUGCACAGCUUACCCUGCAGCAGGCGGAGUACUUGAAAGACAACACUGAAGGAAACCAGGCUUCACCAUCUCAAGACAAUGAUGUAGUCGAGGUCCGGCAUGAGAACCAAGCUGCAUCAAACGGUGCGGUUAGCAGUAACCCUCCUGCUAUGCCUGCUCCUCCCGACAACAAGCAGAACAACUGGUGUGCUCCUCCGCCUCAGAAUCAGUGGCUCGUUCCCGUCAUGUCUCCGUCGGAAGGGUUCGUCUACAAACCAUACACAGGGCCGUGCCCCCCGGCAGGAAGCAUCUUGGCCCCGUUUUACGCAAGCUGUGCUCCUCUGAGCCUGCCAUCUACAGCUGGGGAAUUCAUGAAUUCUCCAUACGGCAUCCCUAUGCCUCACCAGCCGCAGCACAUGGGCGUCGGCGGCCCACCAGCCAUGCCCCCGAUGUACUUCCGGCCUUUCAGCGUGCCAGUGAUGAACCUGGUGGUCUCAUCCUCCGCAGUGGAGCAGGUGAGCCGCGUGGCCGCAGCGCGACCCAACACUCAUGUCGAGCACCACUCAAGGAGCUCGUGCAACAUGAGGAACGAGGCCGUGUCGGCCGGCGGCGUCUGGAGGUUCCACUCGUCCCGCGGCAGCGAGCUGCAAGGGAGCAGCGCCGCCAGCAGCCCUUUUGACAGGCAGCAGGGCCAGGGCGAGGCGAGGGGCCCUGCCGCGGCCGCACCUGCGGCGCCCCUCCCUACGUCGUCGGCCGGGAACGGGAACGCGGCCCAGCAACCCCAGGUCUCCUCGGGCAGCCAGGAGAACCCGGUGGCGGCAGCGGCCCGUGUGAUCCGGGUGGUCCCGCACACAGCGCGCACCGCGUCAGAGUCGGCGGCGCGCAUCUUCCGGUCGAUCCAGAUGGAGAGGCAGCAGAACGGCCCGUGACCGAGCGACCGCAUGCAGUGGUUGGCCGGCACAAAGAAAGAAAGGAAGGAAGAAAGCUUAGCCAAUUAGCGCUUGGGAGUAUGUUGUUAUUUUUGAGCAGGCAGGCAGCAAGCAAAUAGCAUUCCUAUAUAUUUGUCCCUCGGUGUCGGUAAAAGCGAAUUUUUGGCGACUGUAAAUAUGCAAAGCAAAGCAGGACUUGCCAGAACAGAAUGAGUGCUGGUUGCGCAAAGCAGGACUUGUAUCUAUCAAUCUAUCUAUCUAUUUAUGCCAGAAUGAAAACUGUAACUGUUAGUGUUAGGUGUAUGUAUGUCUCAGGCAAAAAGAAGUGAAACCUGGGAGUGAUGGCUCUGCUAUAUUAUCUAUGUAUGUGCAGCUAUAGUGCCUGCUGAUAUCUUAUAAAAGAAAUUUGGUAUGUUUCUUUUUUUGCC
Messenger RNA from Triticum dicoccoides, 3137 nucleotides. RefSeq names its product ELF3-like protein 2. The record is from RefSeq and is a predicted model, not a curated record. The coding region runs from base 391 to 2709 and encodes 772 amino acids. Lineage: Eukaryota; Viridiplantae; Streptophyta; Magnoliopsida; Poales; Poaceae. The transcript has 4 exons. Gene Ontology annotation, biological process: regulation of photoperiodism, flowering.